Molecule: messenger RNA, 2413 nt
Organism: Populus nigra (black poplar)
Lineage: Eukaryota; Viridiplantae; Streptophyta; Magnoliopsida; Malpighiales; Salicaceae
Product: probable 1-deoxy-D-xylulose-5-phosphate synthase 2, chloroplastic
Exons: 10
Coding region: 72-2219 (715 amino acids)
Biological process (GO): terpenoid biosynthetic process
Molecular function (GO): 1-deoxy-D-xylulose-5-phosphate synthase activity
Source: RefSeq, a predicted model, not a curated record
AUCGCUCACACCUCUCUCUCUCUCUCUCUCUCUCUCUCUCUCUCUCCCGCUCCCUCCCCCCCGCCAAAGCUAUGGCGGUUUCUGCUUCUUUCUUUGUAGCAAACCAUUCUUUCCCUCCAUUCUUGAAGGCUCCUAGAAUAUCAAACCCUUGUUCCACAAAACUGUUUUUCUUAAGAGCAUCUGUCAGUAACUCAGAAGAUUGUGAGGAAAGUAAAGUGGUGAAGAAAGCAGAAGAUGGCUGGAAAAUUGAUUUCUCAUCAGGAGAAAAACCAUCCACACCGUUACUGGACACAAUCGAUUACCCUUUUCACAUGGACAACUUGUCCACACAGGAUCUUGAACAAUUAGCAUCAGAAUUGAGAGCAGAUAUUGUGUAUAGUGUAGCAAAGACAGGAGGGCAUCUUAGUUCAAGCUUAGGAGUAGUGGAGUUAUCAGUGGCGCUGCAUCAUGUGUUCAACACCCCUGAAGACAAAAUCAUAUGGGAUGUUGGUCAUCAGGCAUAUCCACAUAAAAUUCUAACAGGAAGAAGGUCUAGAAUGCAUACCAUAAGGAAAACUUCAGGGCUCGCGGGAUUUCCUAAAAGGGAUGAAAGUGUUUAUGAUGCUUUCGGUGCAGGACAUAGUUCUACAAGCAUCUCUGCUGGUCUCGGUAUGGCAGUUGCAAGAGACCUCUUAGGGAAGAGCAACCAUGUCAUUUCUGUAAUUGGAGAUGGAGCUAUGACAGCAGGACAAGCAUAUGAGGCCAUGAACAAUGCAGGAUUCCUUGAUUCUAAUCUAAUCGUUAUAUUGAAUGACAAUAAGCAAGUAUCUUUACCCACUGCCACUCUUGAUGGCCCUGCAACCCCAGUUGGAGCCCUUAGUAGUACUUUGACCAAGCUCCAAGCAAGCGCCAAAUUUCGAAAACUUCAUGAAGCUGCCAAAGGUAUCACAAAGCAAAUUGAUGGGCAAACACAUCAAGUUGCUGCAAAGGUAGAUGAGUAUGCUAGAGGAAUGAUCAGUUCUUCUGGCUCUACUCUAUUUGAGGAAUUAGGAUUAUAUUAUAUUGGUCCAGUGGAUGGGCACAGCAUCGAAGACUUGGUGACCAUAUUUCAAAAUGUGAAAGCAAUGCCUGCCCCAGGACCAGUUCUGAUUCAUAUUAUUACAGAGAAAGGAAAGGGCUAUCCUCCAGCCGAGGCAGCAGCUGAUAAGAUGCAUGGAGUAGUCAAAUUUGAUGUAAAAUCAGGCCAGCAGUUUAAGCUGAAAUCCUCAACACUUUCAUAUACACAGUACUUUGCUGAAUCUCUGAUCAAAGAAGCUGAGGUAGACAACAAGAUCGUAGCCAUUCAUGCAGCAAUGGGUGGUGGGACAGGUCUCAAUUAUUUCCAGAAGAGGUUUCCAGAUCGCUGCUUUGAUGUGGGGAUUGCUGAGCAGCAUGCCGUUACAUUUGCAGCUGGUUUAGCCACCGAGGGUCUCAAGCCCUUCUGUGCCAUCUACUCAUCAUUCCUGCAACGAGGAUAUGAUCAGGUGGUACAUGAUGUAGAUCUUCAAAAGUUACCAGUACGCUUUGCCAUGGAUCGAGCUGGUUUGGUUGGAGCAGAUGGACCCACCCAUUGUGGAGCAUUUGAUAUCACAUAUAUGGCUUGCUUACCCAACAUGGUGGUCAUGGCUCCAUCUGACGAAGCUGAGCUGAUGCACAUGGUUGCAACAGCAGCAGCCAUAGAUGACAGACCCAGCUGCUUCAGGUUCCCAAGGGGCAAUGGGAUUGGAACAGUUCUUCCUCCGAACAACAAAGGAAUCGCUCUGGAGAUUGGAAAAGGAAGAAUACUGAUGGAAGGCAAUAGAGUUGCAAUAAUGGGAUAUGGUUCUAUAGUUCAACAAUGUGCAGAAGCUGCAAGCAUGCUUAGAACCCAAGACAUUUCUGUGACGGUAGCUGAUGCAAGAUUUUGCAAACCUCUGGAUACGAAUCUUAUCAGGCAAUUGGCUAAAGAGCAUGAGAUCCUAAUUACUGUGGAAGAAGGUUCUAUAGGAGGUUUUGGCUCCCAUGUAUCUCACUUCUUGAGUUCAACUGGUAUUCUUGACGGACCACUCAAGUUGAGAGCAAUGGUUCUUCCUGAUAGAUACAUUGACCAUGGAUCACCUCAAGAUCAGAUUCAAGAAGCAGGGCUCACCUCAAAUCAUAUCACAGCAACAGUCUUAUCUAUGUUGGGAAAGCCAAAAGAAGCUCUUCAUGAGUUCAAAUGAACAAAAAUGGAACCUGUAGGUGGUGAAAGUGGUACAGAUUAUUGGGGAGAGGGAUCUUUGUAAGAAUCCAACUUCAGAAUUUUGAAGUUUGGGACAUCAAAUUACCGAAGUGUUAGGACUCUCUAAAUUCCUCAUGUCCCAUGCCAUGAAUACAAAGAAUCCCCGAUAUUGGGGACACGGGAUUCACAAGUCAA